Messenger RNA from Danaus chrysippus (African queen), 747 nucleotides. Lineage: Eukaryota; Metazoa; Arthropoda; Insecta; Lepidoptera; Nymphalidae. The record is from the annotation of a GenBank genome assembly.
UUGCACGAUUUAGUUACGCUUCUUGGUCUAUUUAAAAUAGUAACAGAAGAUUUGAGUGCUGAGAAAUAUGUCACAGCUAGCUUAGUAAUACCAUUAACAAAUUUAUUAAAACAAGAAAUCAAACAAACUAAAAUAUCUACAGCUAUUGGUUUGUCAGUACUAAAUGAUUUAUUGAAGGGUAUUGAAGAUAGAUUAGUACCUUUACAAGAAAACCUUAUUUUGGCCAAAGCAACUAUCUUAGAUCCCCGCUUUAAAAAGUUACAUGUCAUGUCAGCAAUGGCCGCUGCUAAUGCAAUAACAGAUCUAUCAAAAGAAAUAAUUUCAGAACACAAAAUAAGAGGGAAUCGUUCACCUACAGUUGGUGUUUCUCCACGUGUAGAAAAAGAAACAACUUCAUUGUUAUGGGACAGACAUGAAGAUAUGCUCUUGAAAAAUAUGUUCAAUGCUAGUGAAGUUUUUGGUAAAAGUUUUAGUGCAAUCCCUGCUGAAUUAAAACAGUGUUUAGAUCAGCCAAAUAUUUUAAGGUCAUCAAAUGCACUAAAAUUUUGGAUAGAUAGUAGACAUUUUACUCCUGUUUUAUCAGAAAUAGCUGCUAAAUAUUUGAUUUCAUCUGCUACAUCUGUAGCAUCUGAACGAAUUGCUUCUACAAUCAAUCUUUUAGUGCCUAAUAAUUGUAGCAGCCAAAUAGCUGAACAUAAAAAACGAGUGUUUUUGAAAACUCUUACUGAGAAAUAUUGGUAUGCAUAG